This is a messenger RNA of Macaca mulatta (Rhesus monkey), 2915 nucleotides long. Lineage: Eukaryota; Metazoa; Chordata; Mammalia; Primates; Cercopithecidae. The record is from RefSeq and is a predicted model, not a curated record.
UAGCAGAAACGGGGUUUCACCACGUUAGCCAGGAUGGUCUCGAUCUCCUGACCUCGUGAUGUGCCCGCCUCAGCCUCCCAAAGUGCUGGGAUUACAGGCGUGAGGCACAGCGCCCGGUCCCUAUUUACUUCUGUGUUCUACCUCCAGGAGAUCAAAAACGCUGGCCUUCAGACCUGAUCGGACUCCCGGGGGGCCACCACAUUCAUACCUCCUAGGGCGAGGACAGAGGAUGCCUCUUUUUGCCCCAAAGCUGGAAAUUCAUCACAACCUGAGGCCCAGGAUCCGCUCUGUGCGGGUCCUCUGGGCAGUGUGGGGUGCAGAGUGGGGUGCCUAGACCUGAGCGCUGCCUGGAGCCUAGGCCGGGGGCCGCCCUCGGGCAGGUGUGGGUGGGAGCCAAGCCCGCGUGGGCCGCGGGGUGCUGGUAGGAGUGGUUGGAGAGACUUGCGGAGGCGGCUGGGGUGUUCGGAUUUCCAAUAAAGAGACAGUGUGAUGCUCCUGUGUCUGACCGGGUUUGUGAGACAUUAAGGCUGUCUUGAGCUUCACUGGCAGUGUGGGCCUUCGUACCCGGGCUACAGGGGCGCCUCCUCCGCCCGCCGCCCGGGAGCCGCAGCCGCCGCCGCCGCCGCUGCCACUCCCGCUCUCUCCGCGCCGCCGUCGCCACCGCCACCGCCACUACCACUGGCUGAGUCUGCAGUCCAGAGAUCCCAGCCAUCAUGUCCAUAGAGAAGAUCUGGGCCCGGGAGAUCCUGGACUCCCGCGGGAACCCCACAGUGGAGGUGGAUCUCUAUACUGCCAAAGGUCUUUUCAGGGCUGCAGUGCCCAGUGGAGCCUCUACCGGCAUCUAUGAGGCCCUGGAGCUGAGAGAUGGAGACAAACAGCGUUACUUAGGCAAAGGUGUCCUGAAGGCAGUGGACCACAUCAACUCCACCAUCGCGCCAGCCCUCAUCAGCUCAGGUCUCUCUGUGGUGGAGCAAGAGAAACUGGACAACCUGAUGCUGGAGUUGGAUGGGACUGAGAACAAAUCCAAGUUUGGGGCCAAUGCCAUCCUGGGUGUGUCUCUGGCCGUGUGUAAGGCAGGGGCAGCUGAGCGGGAACUGCCCCUGUAUCGCCACAUUGCUCAGCUGGCCGGGAACUCAGACCUCAUCCUGCCUGUGCCGGCCUUCAACGUGAUCAAUGGUGGCUCUCAUGCUGGAAACAAGCUGGCCAUGCAGGAGUUCAUGAUCCUCCCAGUGGGAGCUGAGAGCUUUCGGGAUGCCAUGCGACUGGGUGCAGAGGUCUACCAUACACUCAAGGGAGUCAUCAAGGACAAAUAUGGCAAGGAUGCCACUAAUGUGGGGGAUGAAGGUGGCUUUGCCCCCAAUAUCCUCGAGAACAGUGAAGCCUUGGAGCUGGUGAAGGAAGCCAUCGACAAGGCUGGCUAUACGGAAAAGAUCGUCAUUGGCAUGGAUGUUGCUGCCUCAGAGUUCCAUCGUGAUGGCAAAUACGACUUGGACUUCAAGUCUCCCGCUGAUCCUUCCCGAUACAUCACUGGGGACCAGCUGGGGACACUCUACCAGGACUUUGUCAGGGACUAUCCUGUGGUCUCCAUUGAGGACCCAUUUGACCAGGAUGACUGGGCUGCCUGGUCCAAGUUCACAGCCAAUGUAGGGAUCCAGAUUGUGGGUGAUGACCUGACAGUGACCAACCCAAAGCGUAUUGAGCGGGCAGUGGAAGAAAAGGCCUGCAAUUGUCUGCUGCUCAAGGUCAACCAGAUCGGCUCGGUCACCGAAGCCAUCCAAGCGUGCAAGCUGGCCCAGGAGAAUGGCUGGGGGGUCAUGGUGAGUCAUCGCUCAGGAGAGACGGAGGACACAUUCAUUGCUGACCUGGUGGUGGGGCUGUGCACAGGCCAGAUCAAGACUGGUGCCCCGUGCCGUUCUGAACGUCUGGCUAAGUACAACCAGCUCAUGAGAAUUGAGGAAGAGCUGGGGGAUGAAGCUCGAUUUGCCGGACAUAACUUCCGUAAUCCCAGUGUGCUGUGAUUCCUUUGCUUGCCUGGAGACGUGGAACCUCUGUCUCAUCCUCCUGGAACCUUGCUGUCCUGAUCUGUGAUAGUUCACCCUGUGAGAUCCCCUGAGUCCCAGGGUUUCCAGAACUUCCCUGAUUGACCUGCUCCGGCUGCUCCUUGGCUUACCUGACCUCUGCUGUCUCUGCUCACCCUCCUUUCUGGGCCCUACUCAUUGGGGUUCUGCACUUUCCACUUCUUCCUUUCUCUCUCUUCCCUCAAAAACUAGAAAUGUGAAUGAGGAUUAUUAUAAAAGGGGGUCUGUGGAAGAAUGAUCAGCAUCUGUGAUGGGAGUGUCAGGGUUGGUGUGCUGAGGUGUUAGAGAGGGACCAUGUGUCACUUGUGCUUUGCUCUUGUCCCAUGUGUUUUCCACUUUGCAUAUGAGCCAUGAACUGUGCAUAGUGCUGGGGUGGAGGGGAGUGCUGGGCGUGUGAUCAUGCCUGGCUAAUAAGGCUUUAGUGUAUUUAUUUAUUUAUUUAUUUAUUUAUUUAUUUUAUUUGCUUUUCAUUCAUCCCAUUAAUCAUUUCCCCAUAACUCAAUGGCCUAAAACUGGCCUGACUUGAGGGAACGAUGUGUCUGUAUUUCAUGUGGCUGUAGAUCCCAAGAUGACUGGGUCUUGCUAGAAUGGGAAGGGUCAUAAAAAGGGCCUUGACAUCAGUUCCUUUGUGUGUACUCACUGAAGCCUGCGUUGGUCCAGAGCGGAGGCUGUGUGCCUGGGGGAGUUUUCCUCUGUACAUCUCUCCCCAACCCUAGGUUCCCUGUUCUUCCUCCAGCUGCACCAGAGCAACCUCUCACUCCCCAUGCCACGUUCCACGGUUGCCAGCACCUCUGUGGCACUGAAAUGAGCACCACCAUUAAAGUCUGAAUCAGUGUA